AUGGGUCAGACAGCUGGUGCUCAGAACACAAGACCACCAGGGGGACUUCCAAGUGACACUGAUCCAAAUCCGAAACUAUGUGCAGCAGUGUCUCUCAGAAAGGGGCGGCAACUAGAGGAAUUGAUGUCGAAGAAAGUGAUUCCGGCAGAAACAGCUACUGAAGACGAGAUUAUUGAGAUGGAGAGAGUGGCGAAGACACCGGUGAGGUUGGCAAAACAAAAGGAAGAGGCCACAUACAAAAAGUUUCUUGAUUUAUCGAAGCAAGUACAUGUGAAUGUUCCUUUAAUUGACAUGCUUCAAGGGAUCCCGAAAUAUGCCAAGUACAUCAAGGACAUCGUGGCAAACAAGAGUCGUUUCACAGAGUAUGCUACUGUUGCACUUACUGAGGAGUGCACUUCCCGUAUUCAAAACAAAUUUGCCUACAAAGUUGAAGGAUCCAGAAAACUGAGGUUGGGAAACCCGAGACCUACUACUAUUGUUCUGCAGCUGGCAAAUAGAUCUUUAGCCAGGCCCGAUGAUUUUUUCAUCUUGGAAUUCGAGCCAGAUCCGGAAGUCCCAUUUAUUUUAAGGCAUCCAUUUAUUGCCACAGGAAGAGCAUUGAUCGAUAUAGCAGCAGGGCAGCUAUCUAUGAGGGUACACGAUAAGGUUGAAGUAUUUAAUGUGUACAAAUCCCUCAAGUUGCCCGCAAUCUAUGAGGAGCAUUCUGCUAUUACUGUGAUGAAUGACGACACUAGGAGACCUCUCAUCACUUCUCAUGACCCGUUGGAGAGAGCGCUAGUAGGUAAAGAUAUUUUUGGAGAUACAGAAGCUGAUGUGAUGAUGUAG
Lycium barbarum (goji berry) is the source of this 825-nucleotide messenger RNA. RefSeq lists its product as uncharacterized. The record is from RefSeq and is a predicted model, not a curated record. The coding region runs from base 1 to 825 and encodes 274 amino acids. The transcript is spliced from 4 exons. NCBI's taxonomy places the organism in Eukaryota, Viridiplantae, Streptophyta, Magnoliopsida, Solanales, Solanaceae.